This is a messenger RNA of Branchiostoma floridae (Florida lancelet), 3988 nucleotides long. Its product is annotated as major yolk protein-like. Gene Ontology annotation, cellular component: early endosome; plasma membrane; recycling endosome. The transcript is spliced from 24 exons. The record is from RefSeq and is a predicted model, not a curated record. Lineage: Eukaryota; Metazoa; Chordata; Leptocardii; Amphioxiformes; Branchiostomatidae. Gene Ontology annotation, biological process: iron ion transport.
GGGGCGGUCCCUAUGCCCCUAUAAAAGUCGAAACGCGCCGCGGUCUGCCUCACAGGACGACUGAAGACAGUAACCAUGAAGCUGUUUCUUGUUCUCCUCGCUGUGGCUUUUGCCAACGCUGCCCAAGACCCCGUCAGGUGGUGCGUGACCUCCGAGUGCGAGUUGCAGAAAUGCGAGCGCAUGGUGACGGAGUUCCGCUACAACAUGGGCGAGCCGCACUGGGAGUGGACCUGUGUGCUGGCCUCCUCCAAGGAGCAGUGCAUGAAGUGGGUUGACCUCGGAUACGCUGAUGUCGUCAUGACUAAGGGUGAGGACAUCUACACCGGCAUCCGCACCCACCACCUGAAGCCCAUCCUGUACGAGCUGCCCGAGCUCAAGACUCUGGGUGUGUCCAAGCACAUGAAGUCCUGGGAGUCCAUCAGCCUUGCUGUUGUGCCCAAGUCCUCCCCCAUCUCCACCUGGCGCGACCUGGAGGGUGUGACCACCUGCCACGCCUCCGUGUACGAGCCCACCAGCUUCAAGCUGCCGGUGUGCCACAUGAUCCACCACGACAUCAUCCCCCACAAGGGCAACAUGAUGGAGAGCUUCGUCCACUUCUUCGAGAAGAGCUGCGUCCCCGGAAUCCUGAAGAGCUACCUGAACUACAACCGUACCAUCCCCAGCACCCUGUGCGAGCUGUGCGGCUCUGAGGACCGCGAGUACUGCCACGAGUACCUUGACAAGUACUCCGGUCUGGAGGGCGCCUCCCGCUGUCUGACCGAGGGCAAGGGUCAGGUCACCUUCCUGCCCCACCACUACAUCGAGACCUUCAUCGAGAAGUUCGGCCGCGACUACAAGCUGGUGUGCCGUGACAACACCGAGGAGCUGGACAGCUGGAAGGUGAAGAGCUGCCACAUGGGCUACCUGCCCCGCCCCACCCUGCUCUGCUCCCACAAGGCAUCUGAGGAGUACAUCAACACUCUGCAGACUCUUCUCAUCAACGCUGUCAAGACCUUCUCCAGCAAGGUGCGCACCUUCGAUAUGUUCAGCUCCGAUGAGGAGUCUUACGCCUGCAAGUCUCACCUGAAGAAGGACCUCAUCUUCCAGGACAACUGCCGCGACCUUGUCCGCAUUGACUCCGAGAAGCAGUUCGCCAACGACUUCUUCCAGACCUACGACACCUGCCACGCCCUGAAGCCCAAGCCCACCGCCCGCUUCUGCGUCUACAACAAGGAGUCCUACCACAAGUGCCUGGAUAUGCAGAAGUACUUCAUGAAGACCGAGAAGGUGAACGAGAUCAGCUGGGGAUGCGUGCUGGCCACCUCCCAGCUGGAGUGCAUGAAGAUGGUGCACAACGGCACCUGCGACAUCGUCUCCACCGACGCCAUGCAGACCUUCAUCGGCGGCAAGGAGUUCCUCCUGCAGCCCUUCAUGUCCCAGUACUUCGACGUCUUCGAGACCCCCAUUGAUGGCAAGAAGGUCUACGACCACAACAUCUACACCUACACCGUGGGUGUCAUGCUGAAGGACACCGUCAGGAGGCGCUUCGGCCACCACGAGACGUACGUGAACCUGAAGGAUCUGAACACCUGCCACGCCGGCGUGUCCCACCCCAGCUCCUUCCACUACCCCAUCGGCUGGCUGCUGGCCAACGGAACCAUCCCCCGCAUCGGGUCCAUCUUCGAGUCCGUGGACAAGUACUUCAAGCACAGCUGCCUGCCCGGCUCCAAGCACUGGAACAUGACCAAGGACCUGAUCCUCGGCUACGAGUACAACUACGGCUACAACCACACCUUCUUCGCCAACUUCACCGACUGGUACAUGUGGAACAUCCCCUCCACCUGGACUUGGUUCACCUACCAGAACGUCACCCCCAGCUUCAUGCGCCACUUCUACCCCAUCGAGAAGGAGAUCGAGCACUACACCGAGCACACCACCCUGCCCUACUUCAAGGACAUGCCCGUCGAGCUCAUCACCAAGCUCAAGUCUCACGUCCCUGUCUCCUUCUUCAAGCAGUUCAUCCACCCUCUGACCCAGCACCUCAAGUACUACAACUUCCACGAUAAGGAGACCCCUGUCUUCACUCCUGAGUACAUCAAGGAGAUGCUGACCCCUGAGCUGAUGAAGAACAUGAUCACCCCCGAGUUCCUCAAGACCAUCUUCCCUCCUUAGAUUUUCAUGCAGCUGGACAUCCCCAAGCACCUCAUCGGGAUGCCUACCUCCACCAUGUACAACGAGAAGCCCCUGCCCCACACCGUGGUGCCCUACAUGCUGACCCACAUCUUCCCCACCACCAUCUUGCCCAAGGUCAUGACCCAGGUCCUGUACCAGACCAUCCUGCCCUACGUCACCUUCACCCCUCAGGUCUACGAGCAGGUCAUGCCUCUGCUGCAGAGCCACAUGUACUUCCAGUUCCAGACCUACCUGCCCGAGCUGCUGCCUAAGAUCCUCAUCGACACCAUGCCCAUCCUGGAGGAGCAGCUGACCGUCGAGCCCUGGAAGAGCCCCCUGAUCAACAUCCUGCCCGUCAUGACCCAGUACCUGACCAUGAUGGAGACUCCCAUCUUCAAGAACUUCGUCAACCGCUACACCAACCCCAUCUGGAAGCAGCCCUACUACGAGACCUUCCUGCAGAGGAUGUUUGAGCACCGUGAGAACCUGUGCGAGUCCUGCUCCGGCUACAAGGACCACCGCUGCACCGAGACCGUGUCCGAGCCCUUCUACCACUACAAGGGCAGCAUGCACUGCCUGAAGGACCUGCGUGGGGACAUCACCUUCCUGGAGUCUCACCUCAUCGAGGAUCUGAUCAACGACGUCGAGAUCCGCAAGAGGGACCUCAUGCUCGUCUGCCCCAGCGGCAAGACCAUCCAGUACGUGAACCACGAGUCCAUCCUCAAGUGCAACUUCGGAUCCGUGCCCAUGCCCGUCAUGAUGACCUCUCACCUCAAGGACGGCAUCUGGCGCUGGAAGGUGACCAAGGCUCUGCUGGAGGCCCAGAAGAUCUUCAGCACCAGCAGCCAGAACGAGUGGGGCUUCCACAUGUUCGGCGAGCACUCCUGCUUCCACCACAAGUGCAUCCAGCUCAGCCCCAUCAGCCUGGUCAACCAGACCUACGAGAUCACCCUGGGCUCCAUGCUCGUGCACUCCAUGGAGGCGCUCAUCCUGCCAUCUACCUUCGAGUACCACCCGUACAUCAACAAGUACACCGCCCACGGCCAGACCUUCACCAACGUGGUGUUCCAGCGCGACUACACCUGCAACGCCAUCGUUCAGGACCUGACCUGCUACGGCGAGUCCAUCAACCGCACCGUCUUCAUCAACCGCGUCGGCAAGAAGAUCCCCUACAACAUGCGUAUGUGCAGCCGCCCCACCACCUUCGUGCGCAAGUACGUUGAGUUCACCUGCGAGACCGGUCUGGGCUACAUCAAGUCCGUGAUGAUGCCCACCGCCUGCGAGUACGUGCCCUGCGACGAGACCAUCUACGUGCCCACCUGGUCCGUGGACGAGUACUGGAAGCUUCCCGAGCACAGCUACGAGCCUGAGCAGUGGGAGAGGGACAUGUGGAGCCACCACCUCUGGGGUAAUUGGAUUUGCAUUUUUUCUGUCCACAACUGGUUCGAGGACAUCCAGGUUCCCGAGUCCCAGAUCACCGUGACUCCCUUCGGCACCUGCACCAAGCUGCACAAGUCCUACCUGGACGUGUUCGGCGUCGUGCCCAAGCACACCUCCGCUCUCACCUCCAUCCUCAAGCAGAAGACCAUCAUCAAGAAGCCAUUCACUGAUGUGUGCGAGUACAGGUGGGAGGGCGUCUACUGGCACCCCGAGUGGCUGCACAUGCACAUGCCCAUGUGUGAGAUCCAUCAUUAGGACCUUACCUUAGCGUCGUCGUGUAGAAAUUAGGACUUCCAACUUUUACUACCUUUCUACCUUGUUUCGUACUUUCUUUUCGUAGGUUUAAGACUUUCCAUGUCUUUUGUCUGCAGAAAAUAAAAUAUGUGUAUACCAAGCA